UUUCAUGGCACAUCCGGAGGAGGAACGAGGCUGGAGCAGUGAGGGUCACGUGCUUUCGCUGGCCCCGCCCCCGAGGUGCGGCUGAACUGGAGCGGACCAUGUUGCUGCUGCUGGAGAAGCUACCGGCAGACCAGGCCCUAAAGUUCCUUCACCAAAUAGUUGAUGGCAUAUGUGGCCGUGCAUAUUGUCGAUAUCAGGAUUAUGGCAAUGUUUGGAAUUUGGCAGAAUGGAUGGAGAUAUUAGAAGAAACAACAACAUACUUCAAAACUACAGUUGGCAAAAAUCUGUCAGAUGAAGAGGCUGUUCAGCAGUUAAAUGAAUUGAGCUCAAGCUAUCAAGAAGCAAUCACAAAAUGCUUGAAAGGCAGAAAGGAAGAAAUCAGGCAUGCACUGGUAGAAAGCAUAAGUGCAAUCUCCUCUGCCCAGCUACAGGAUUUUGACUGGCAGUUAAAGCUUGCUCUCUCCAGUGAUAAGAUCUCCAUGCUGCAAAUGCCACUUCUCAAUCUUGAUCUGGAUGUGAAAGAAAAUGGUGAAAUUAAGCCAGUCUCUGUAGAAAUGAAUAAGGAAGAACUGCAGAACCUAAUAAAUGCACUGGAAGCAGCUAAUAAGGUCGUUUUGCAGCUGAAAUGACGAGACUUGACUAUCAGUGACAUCUGUUGGUGAUGGUUCCGCAAGAGACUGCAAAGAGAAUGGAGAUAUAUUCUGUGAAGUGGGAACGUAAUGAUGCUAUUGAAGUACUGAGUUAAGCGAGCCAUACUGAUGUGGACCAGAAGAUUUAUCAAAAAUUUGCUGGAAAAAGAGAGCCUGCUGUCCACUAGACCCAAAACACAGUUGCCUUGUAGAAAAUGCUGAAAGUUAUAUAGGCCUGUGAAAGACUACAGUAGCAUUUAUGAAAAAUUUGAGUGCUAUGUUUGACUUUGGAGAGGAGAUUUUGCAAAUGUACAUAAGCUUGUUUUUGUUCAGAGUAAGAAAUCUUGCCUUCACAGUAACUUAUACAUAACAGUGUAAUAUGAGUUGCUUUCCUGGGAAAGGUAAGCACACCUGUGUCCUAGAACAUAAAUAUUUGAUACUUGUGAAUAGCAAAGUAAUAAACAGUUGAUGCUUUACAUAG
Messenger RNA from Chelonoidis abingdonii (Abingdon island giant tortoise), 1110 nucleotides. RefSeq names its product COMM domain containing 8 (gene COMMD8). NCBI's taxonomy places the organism in Eukaryota, Metazoa, Chordata, Testudines, Testudinidae. The record is from RefSeq and is a predicted model, not a curated record.